GUUUUGCAUUGAUAGUACCUCGAAUUUCCUCACUACUGACUUAAAAUAAAUCACAGUUAGCUGUGCAGUAAAGUGGAACGUUAGUCGUAGUCGUUGUAGUGGUAUGCAUUAAAAUGAAACGUAGAUGUAUCCACGUUUGUAGUUAUGUAUUUUCUACAUGGAGUAACUGUAUAUAUAUAUAUAUAUAUAUAUAGCACACAAGUUAAUUACAAACAAGUUUGCUAAAAUCGUAAACUACGUGUUAGUCCUAAAUACAAGGUAAGCUUGCUGCUAUUGUCAAUGCAAGCCGAUACAAAGUAUAACGUUUCUACACAAAUAAACAUAAAGUAGGCACCAGAUGAAUUUCAGUUUGCUGAGCCGGUCACCUAUGGAGGACCCACCGUCAUCAUGCGAGCCCUGCGUCAAAACGGAACUGCCCAGCCCGGUGUUCACCCUAGACAGCACGACCCAGUUCAGCCCCGGGGGCUCGUCCGACAGCAGCGGCUGCAGUCUACUUUCCGGGGGGCAAUCGCUGGAUCCCGAUUCCCCGAGCUCGGGAAGCAGCGGAUGUAGGGGCUCAAUGGCAGAUUCCUGCAGCAACCAGCGAUACCGAGGCGGGAGGACCCUGCCGCUCUCCGCUGCAGAUACGCUCAUCAAAUGCGAUUACGGCUCUGCCCUCAGCUCCGGACACAAGCGGCUGUGUUUGGUGUGCGGGGACAUUGCGUCUGGGUAUCACUACGGGGUCGCUUCGUGUGAAGCGUGCAAGGCAUUCUUCAAGAGAACCAUCCAGGGUAACAUAGAGUACAGCUGCCCAGUGCUGAACAAAUGUGAGAUAACCAAGAGGAGGAGGAAAUCAUGCCAGGCCUGUCGCUUCAGGAAGUGUCUGCAAGUCGGGAUGAUGAAGGAAGGAGUCCGAAUGGACCGUGUGAGAGGAGGCCGUCAGAAAUACAAAAGGAGGAUCGACUCCGGAUCUGCCCAAUACAUAAAGUCACCUUAUCCAGAGCCUGCCAAGACAACAAGCAACAAAGUAAUUUCUCACCUCCUUCUAAUGGAGCCCACCCCUGUCUUCGCCAUGCCUGACCCAACAGCCCCAGAAAGUGACGUCAAAACCCUGAUGACCCUGUGUGACCUCCUCAACAGAGAGCUGCUUAUCGUGAUUGGCUGGGCAAAGCACAUCCCAGGCUUCCCCAGCCUGCCUCUGGUUGACCAGAUAGCCCUGCUUCAGAGCGGCUGGAUGGAGAUCCUGGUUCUGGCCAUGGUGUCUCGCUCGCUGGCUUUCACGGAGGAGCUGGUGUUCGCUGGGAAUUUCUUGCUGGACCGUGGGCAGUGCCGCUCGGCCGGGCUACUUGACCUCUACAGCGCCUUGCAGCAGCUCAUCGGCAAGUACCAGAAAAUGGGGCUCAGCCCGGAAGAGUUGGUCACCCUCAAAGCCAUGGCGCUGGCCAACUCAGACUCGGCUCACAUUGAGAACGUGGAGGCUGUGCAGCAUCUUCAGGACGGGCUCCAUGAAGCCCUGCAGGAGUACGAGGGGAGCCGGUACCCCCAGGACCCUCACCGCACAGGCAAGCUGCUCAUGACCCUGCCCCUGCUCCGGCAGACCGCCAGCCGAGCCAUUCACUGCUUCUGCCGUCUGCACCUGGAGGGCAGGGUGCCCCUGCACAAACUCUUCCUGGAGAUGCUGGAGGCUAAGAUGUGACAGUCCAGCCACCACCACCACCAGUCCUGGGGGAGUGAAUGACGUGGAAUCCCAACCCAAACCUACUCAGAACUAUUGCUUUGGUUGGCCAGCAUCUGCAGGCACUUUUAUGUACAGCUAUGGCCAAAAGUUUUACAUCACCUAGAAUUUUAGGACUGAGGCAUCAGUUAAAAAAAAAAAAAAGAAAACUAUAUGCACAUAAUUUAGAUAUUUUAUUUAACAUCAUGUAAUCAAAGAAACUACAAAAUGAUGUUGCAAAAAUCUACCAGAAGUCAUAGUAGUAGUACAGUAUUGCAAGUCACGUUUUUCCAUUUUUGUCAGUUUUUUGUUAAGUAUAUGGAAAACUACAAAGUGGUAUGUAAUUUUAAUAUGUUAACAUAACAUUAUUCAGCAGGUUUCAUUUGACUUUAUGAAGCUAAAUUUGUUCAAAAUUCUAUAGGAUGAUGCAAAACUUUUGGCCACAGUUGUGUAUAAUAUAUAUAUAUAUAUAUAUAUAUAUAUAUAUAUAUAUAUAUAUAUAUAUAUAUAUAUAUAUAUAUAUAUAUACACAGCAUGGAGAUCCUAGGAAGGUUAAUGGAAGAUCAGAUGGAAUAAGCCAAUGCAGUUUUGCAGUGUAUCUCUCCCCUACCCCCCCCCCAGCUUCCCCUUCAAAAACCCAGAAGAGACUGCAACUUGCAGAUUUCAUGUUAAUAGCAAUGACUAAAUAAAAAAAAAGGUUUUAGUAAGUUACCAGCAUUUAUGCUACACGAUUGUAUUUUGUUGUACGUACUAAUUAAGCUGGAACGACUUGGCAAUAUUUUAAAAUGCAAUUUGGAACAACUCCAGGACCGUAGCUUCUAUAAAUUAUAAUGUAUUUAUUUUUUUAUUAUUUCAUGGGGGGAAGGGGGGGGUGGGUGUAUAGCAGUUCUGCCAUUGGUGCAGUAUUUGCUUUUCAAGUAAAAAAAAAAAAAUUGUGUGUUUUCUAUUGCAUAUUUUAUUCAGCUUUUAGUAAGGCAAACGUCUUAAAGGAGGAUGUCAUAUUAAUGGAUAAAAAUGUAUUGAGAAAAGCUUGAAUCUAAAAGUAUAACACAGCACAGUAAAGGUGGUUUGGGGAGACAAAAAAUGGCCAUCAACUUAGGAUAUAUGUAACUGCUUUUACUGUUUUCUAAAAUGUAAUACAAGUAUACUCCAGGGUGAAAUUUGUAAAAAUAAAUAAAUAAAUAAAUCUUAUAUAUAGCAGGGCCAAAUUGCAAUGUAUGUCUUGUCUCGAGGAAUAUAAAAUAGUUGUCUGUCAAUUCUGUUUUUGGUGAAUUUAGAUCACAAUACCUUUGGGCUGUCAUGUCUUUUGAGCAAUGUAUUUAUACUGUAUAUAAAUUGAGAACUAUUAAAUAAAUAGGAACAUUAUUAAAUA
This is a messenger RNA of Acipenser ruthenus (sterlet), 3065 nucleotides long. RefSeq names its product estrogen-related receptor gamma-like. Gene Ontology annotation, biological process: regulation of DNA-templated transcription. Gene Ontology annotation, molecular function: sequence-specific DNA binding; zinc ion binding; DNA-binding transcription factor activity. The record is from RefSeq and is a predicted model, not a curated record. NCBI's taxonomy places the organism in Eukaryota, Metazoa, Chordata, Actinopteri, Acipenseriformes, Acipenseridae. The transcript is spliced from 7 exons. Bases 338 to 1675 code for a protein of 445 amino acids.